AUGCAAAGCAUUGUUAUCGUCCUCUCCUCUUGUCCAACUGGCUGGGUAAAAUGGCGUCAGUCUUGCUACAUCUUAUUGCCUGAGAUGAUGAACUGGAUGCAAGCCGAGGCGACAUGCAAGCGACUAGGGAGCAACCUCAUAGUGCCUGAUUCAAAAGAAGAAAACGACUUCAUCUUCGACUGGGCAGUGAAAGGAAAUGAAGGACUGUGGAUUGGCUGCACAGAUGCUGCUCAAGAAGGAGUUUGGCUGUGUGGUGGUCAGCCUGCAAGGUUUAUCAACUGGAGAGACGACAGCCCAAGAGACGAUAUGAAAUUGAACUGUGCCCGAAUGACAGUUCAAUUAGCUGGAGUUUGGUCUGAUAAAAUAAGUUGCCAGAGUACAGACCAUAAAUCAGCUGCGUGUGAGAUGCCAGACUCUAUCAUGCCAAUCUACCACACCCUGCUAAGUCCCAAUGGGCGUGUCUCUCAAUACUGCCCCCUCAAUCACGUCAUCGACAACCUGGCCGUAGAGGGUGUAAUUGCUUGUGGACGGGCGUGUACAACAGAUCCUCAAUGCCGCUCCUUUAAUGUUUGGCAGAGCAGCAAGAAAGAGAAGAAAUGUCAACUCAAUGACGUCACCUUUCUUGAAGAUAAUCACACCGACUUCAAGGAUAUUGAGGGUUGUGUCUACUUUGAAGUUUGA
Molecule: messenger RNA, 681 nt
Organism: Asterias rubens (European starfish)
Lineage: Eukaryota; Metazoa; Echinodermata; Asteroidea; Forcipulatida; Asteriidae
Product: perlucin-like protein
Exons: 1
Coding region: 1-681 (226 amino acids)
Source: RefSeq, a predicted model, not a curated record